AUGUUCACGCGCACGUUACUUGGUCUGAUAACUGUGGUGGUCGCCUUAUCUGCUCCAGGGGGUAGCUCGGACGUCGAUUGGUGGGAGAAUGCGGCACUGUACCAAAUCUAUCCGCGGUCCUUUCAGGACAGCGAUGGCGAUGGUGUUGGCGAUCUGCAGGGCAUUGCAUCGCGUCUUGCUUAUCUGAAGGAGAUUGGCAUUACGGCGACUUGGCUUUCACCCGUUUUUGCCUCGCCCAUGUCAGAUUUUGGAUACGAUAUAUCCGACUUUAAAGCUAUUGACCCUGUAUUUGGAACUUUGGAUGAUUUUGACGAGAUGAUCGCCAAGGCCAAGGCAUUAGGCAUCAAGAUCAUACUGGACUUUGUGCCCAAUCACUCCAGUGAUGAGUGCGAAUGGUUUGAAAAGUCUGUGAAUCGCCAGGAUGGCUAUGACGACUUCUACGUCUGGCACGAUGGCAAACUAAACGAGCAAACGGGUGCACGUGAGCCGCCCAGUAAUUGGGUCAGCGUUUUUGGUGGACCCCAGUGGACGUGGAAUGAGGUGCGGCAGCAAUAUUUUCUUCAUCAGUUUCAGGUCAAGCAGCCGGACAUGAACUUCAGCAGCCCGAUGGUGCGAGAGCAUCUACUGGAGGUGCUACGCUUCUGGUUAGACCGCGGCGUUGACGGCUUUCGUAUAGACGCCGUGCCGCAUAUUUUUGAGUACCGCAACGAGGACGGUAGCUAUCCAGACGAGCCACUAAGUGGCUGGUCGGAUAAUCCCGACUCUUACGACUACCACGACCAUGUCUACACAAAGGAUCAGCCAGAAACGGUGCAGCUGCUCUACGAGUGGCGCGAAUUCCUAGAGAAAUAUCAAGAGGAGCAUGGUGGCGACUCUCGAGUGCUGCUGGCCGAGGCCUAUUCGCCGGUGGAAACACUAAGCUUAUACUUUGGAAACGGAGAGCAGCGUGGCGCCCAGUUACCCAUGAACUUUCAGUUGAUGUAUCUUAAUGGGUACUCCACGGCGUACGACGUUAAGAAUUCUAUUGACUAUUGGAUGCAGACCAUGUGGGCCCAGCAUCAGACGGCCAACUGGGUAGUGGGGAAUCAUGACACUAACCGCGAGGCCGACAGAAUGGGCGCACAUAAGGUUGAUUUGCUCAAUGUUAUUGUAAAUGCAUUGCCGGGUGCCUCAGUUACCUAUUACGGGGAGGAAAUUGGAAUGGCCAAUGUGGCUACCGAGUGUACAGAAAUCUCAUGUGAUGGUCGGGAUGGUGAGAGGACGCCUAUGCAAUGGUCCCCCACCAAAAAUGCCGGCUUCUCGACGGGCUCCGGCACUUGGCUGCCAGUCAGUGAAGAUUAUGAGCGCUACAAUGUACAGACGGAAAGGGGCGUGGCACGCUCAACUCUGCAGAUAUUUAAAGGUCUACAGGAACUGAAGAAGAGUUCGGCCUUCCAGGCAUUUAAGACUGCAGGCGGUUUCUCGUACGAGGCUGUAUCCACGCACGUUUUUCAAAUUAUUCGAUCUAAUCAACUCAAUGAGGAGUAUCGCAUAUAUGUGAACCUGGGCAAUGGGAUUGAGGUUCUCAAUGGCCUUUCUGAUAAAGUUUAUGAGUUCGUUUUGCUUACCUCAUACUCCCCUCGCAGGUUGGGCGAAUUGAUUGAUUUGCGAGAUCGAUUGGUUCUUAUGCCAUACGAAGCCAUUGUUCUACGCUGGUCAGCGUGAGUUUACUAUAAAUUGCACGUUUGGAUUAUGUUUUUGAUUUUAAUCAGAGUGUGGUUUUAUGGCAAUGCCCUGUGUUUUAUUUACAUAGUUUUUUGACGAGCCCAAUAAAGAUUACAGCUGAACAA
Molecule: messenger RNA, 1829 nt
Organism: Scaptodrosophila lebanonensis
Lineage: Eukaryota; Metazoa; Arthropoda; Insecta; Diptera; Drosophilidae
Product: maltase A2
Exons: 3
Coding region: 1-1704 (567 amino acids)
Biological process (GO): carbohydrate metabolic process
Source: RefSeq, a predicted model, not a curated record